AUGAGCGCCACAAAGAACAAGUACUCGGUCAUUUUGCCGACCUACAACGAACGGAGGAACCUCCCUAUUAUCAUCUGGCUGCUCCAGAGGACUUUCAACGAGAACAAGCUGGAUUGGGAGGUCAUUAUCGUUGACGAUGGCUCCCCUGACGGCACCAUCGAGAUCGCGAAACAACUCCAGAAACUCUAUGGCCCCGAGCAUAUCAUCCUGAAACCUCGUGCAGGCAAACUUGGUCUUGGAACGGCCUACGUGCACGGACUGCAGUACACUACCGGCAACUUCGUUAUCAUCAUGGACGCCGACUUCAGUCACCACCCCAAGUUUAUCCCCGAGAUGAUCCGCAUUCAGAAGGACAGCGACGCCGACAUUGUGACCGGGACACGGUACGCCAACCGUGAUAAUAUUAAGGGUGGUGUCUACGGCUGGGAUCUGUUCCGCAAGUUUACCUCGCGCACGGCGAACAUGAUUGCAGAUGUUAUGCUGAUGCCCGGCGUGAGCGACUUGACUGGUAGCUUCCGUCUGUAUAAGAAGCAGGUUCUCGAGAAGGUCAUCACUAGCACUCAAAGCAAGGGCUACAGUUUCCAGAUGGAGAUGAUGGUCCGUGCUAAGGCUAUGGGAUAUAAGGUUGAGGAGUGCCCCAUCACCUUUGUUGAUCGUCUCUACGGCGAAAGCAAGCUGGGUGGCUCUGAGAUCGUCGAGUAUCUCAAGGGCGUGCUCAAUCUGUGGCUGAAGGUCUAA
Penicillium angulare is the source of this 738-nucleotide messenger RNA. Its product is annotated as dolichyl-phosphate beta-D-mannosyltransferase. NCBI's taxonomy places the organism in Eukaryota, Fungi, Ascomycota, Eurotiomycetes, Eurotiales, Aspergillaceae. Gene Ontology annotation, cellular component: endoplasmic reticulum membrane. Gene Ontology annotation, molecular function: dolichyl-phosphate beta-D-mannosyltransferase activity. Gene Ontology annotation, biological process: GPI anchor biosynthetic process; protein O-linked glycosylation via mannose. The transcript is spliced from 2 exons. The record is from RefSeq and is a predicted model, not a curated record. Bases 1 to 738 code for a protein of 245 amino acids.